AUGAGCCUGUUCUCCUUUGAAGGAGCCAAGGAGAUGCAUUCAAAUGUUUACAUCCCGCUGGUUCUCACUGUCUACAUCUUCACCUUCCUGAUCGGCCUCCCGUCCAAUCUCCUGGCCUUCUACACCUUCCUGGUGAAGGUCCGCCAGAAACCCACCCCUGUCGACAUCCUUCUCCUCAGCCUCUCCGUCUCCGACAUCUUCCUCCUCGUUUUUCUCCCCUUCAAGAUGGUGGAGGCUGCCUCAGGCCUGGAGUGGCCCUUGCCUGUUUUCCUCUGCCCACUCACCAACUACUUCUACUACAAUAGCAUCUACAUCAGCUCCCUCUUACUCAUGGCCGUCAGCGUUGAUCGUUACCUCGGGGUGGCCUUUCCCAUCAAGUACAAGCUCCGACGCCGUCCAGCUUAUGCUGUCGCCACCUCCGUGGUCUUCUGGGUGUUGGGCUGUGCCCACUGCAGCUUUGUCUACAUUGUCCACUACGAGGUCCUGAGCCCCAAUGGGACCGUGACCGCCAAUAACGCGUCUAACUGCUACGAAGUUUUCUCCCCUAUGCAGCUCCAGAUCCUCCUCCCUGUCCGCCUGGAGUUCUUCAUUGUCCUCUUCUGUCUUCCCUUCACCAUCACCAUCUUCUGCUACGUCAACCUCAUCCGCAUCCUGCUGGCCUUGCCCAACAUCACAGCCCGGAGGAAGCAGCGGGCCGUGGGCCUGGCUCUGGUCACCUUGUUCAACUUCAUAGUCUGCUUCGCCCCCUACAACCUGUCCCAUGUGGUGGGCUUUGUUCAGAACAAGAGCCCCAAAUGGAGGGUGUACGCUCUUCUCCUCAGCACCCUCAAUGCCGCCUUGGACCCUGCCAUCUUCUACUUCUCCUCCACUGCCGUCCAACAAGCCUUCGCCAAGUACCUGGCUGCCCUGUGGCACAAACUCAGCGCCAUCUUGGCCUGGUGCCAUCUUCCCUGCUUGACUCGCUGUGCGGAAGGAGGCAGAGAGGUGGAGGCAACAAGUGGGAUGGAGGCUGAGGAGUUGACAACUUGA
Molecule: messenger RNA, 1029 nt
Organism: Caretta caretta (loggerhead turtle)
Lineage: Eukaryota; Metazoa; Chordata; Testudines; Cheloniidae
Product: free fatty acid receptor 2
Biological process (GO): cellular response to fatty acid; G protein-coupled receptor signaling pathway
Cellular component (GO): plasma membrane
Molecular function (GO): G protein-coupled receptor activity
Source: RefSeq, a predicted model, not a curated record